Molecule: messenger RNA, 342 nt
Organism: Parathielavia appendiculata
Lineage: Eukaryota; Fungi; Ascomycota; Sordariomycetes; Sordariales; Chaetomiaceae
Exons: 1
Coding region: 1-342 (113 amino acids)
Source: RefSeq, a predicted model, not a curated record
AUGGAUGCCAAAGGGCCACUCACUACGCCAUUGUCCGCUACUCCCCGCUCCACAGCCUUGAAGAAGGGGACACCAAGCGCUCUGACCCAGCAAUUUCACAAACCGGAGCUCAACAAUGGGCAGAUGGGAACUACCUGGUUCAGUAACCAACCUGCCAUACAAAGCUUCACGUUUUCAGCCACCAGCCACAUUAAGCAUGACCCUCUUGUUGAGAGUGCCAUUGAUGAUGACGACGAAGGGUGGGAGGACGAGUCCCCCGAGGACAGUGGCAGCUCAACAACUGGCGAAGGGAUCUCCUUCGAGCGCGUCGACCCUAUCGCCGGCCUCCCGUCCCACCGAUAA